CUUUCCCCCUUUUGUCCCGCACCACAUCCAGCGAGAAGCUUUUUGCCUUUUGUGCGGAGGAGGAAGGAAAGCGACGGAAGCGGAAAUAUGCUCGGAAUGUUAGCGGCCCGCUCGUCAGGUCCGCCGUCGUCUCGACGUCUGCGCUUGGUUCUCGGCCGGAAGUUCGUCUACUCGUCCGGAGGCUCGGCAGUUCCAAAGUCUUGAACUUGUCGUAUGACGGACCGGGACAGCAGCUCGUCGGAGGACGACGACCAGUCCUACCGGGAUGAGACCAAAGACUACGAGGACGACGGCGAGACCAGGGACGAGUCCGGCGCGGGUCCCGGCCCCGGCUUCGCAGGCGUGUCGUCCACGCUGCGCGCCGUCAUCCGCAUCAAGCAAAAGUACCGAGCCCUGAAGAAACGGCGCCAGGAGAUGGCGCUGGCCAUGGGGGGGCUGCCGGGGGCCCCGGUCCGCAGCAGCCCCAAGAUUUUCACCUUUGACUCCGCCCCCGCGUCGGCGUCCAGCUCGCCGCAGUGGAAGAAGAGGAAGCGGAAGAGGAGGGUGCUCUACCCCAACAGGAGGCGGCGGAGGGCACCCGGACCGGAACACAGCCCGGCAGAGUUUUGUCUCUACCUGCUCAGCGCGAUUCUCUUCGUACAGGUCUACAACGCCAUCGAGAACCUGGACGACCACGUGAUCCGCUACGACCUGGAAGGUCUGGAGAAGACUCUGGGCAGGGAGGUGUUUGGCCAGCAGGGGGCGGUGGAGGCGCUCCUCUGGCACCUCAAGGACUUCCUGUCUACCUACGUGCACAACAGGCCCCUGGUGGUGUCCCUGCACGGCCCCAGCGGGGUGGGCAAGAGCCACCUGGGGCGGCUCCUGGCGGGUCACUUCCGCUCGGUGGUGGGCGAGCCGCUGGUGCUUCAGUACUUCGCGCUGCAUCACUGCCCCCCGGAGGCCGAGGCCCCGCGCUGCGCCGAGCGACUGGUCUCGCUGGUCUCCGAGGCGGUCGAGCUGGGCGAGCGGGAGGAGAAGAUCCCGCUUUUCGUGUUGGACGAGGCCGAGCACAUGCCCCGCGAGAUCCUGGACGCCCUGCUGGGCCUGGUGGGGACUCCCGCGGCCAACCAGUUCCUGAACGCCAUCUACGUGGUCCUCAGCCACCAGGGACACGAGCUCAUCACCGAGCACCUGCUGCGCAACGUCUCCGCCGAGGCCGACCGAGCCCACCUGGGGCGGGUCUUGACGCCCGCGCUCCGGCGCCACCUGGAGGGCCGCCACCCGCUUUGGGCCCAGGUGAACCUGGUACCCCUCGGCCUCCUGGAGAAAAGUCACGUCAGCGAGUGCUUUUUGGACGAGAUGAGCCGGGAGGGAUUCUACCCGGAUCGGGUCCACAUGGAGCAGCUGGCCGCGGAGAUCCAGUACUAUCCGGCCGUGGGGGGGAGGGAGUAUUCCGCCACGGGGUGCAAGCAGGUGGUGGCCAAGGUCAAUUUGCUGUGAAGAGGACGGGACGGGACGGGACAGGACGGGACGGGACAGGACGGGACGGGACAGGACGGGACGGGACAGGACUGGCCGGCGUGCGAUCGAUCCGACAGACCGCGUUUGAGCUUCAUCCACUUCUUUGCCGGUGGACUGCUUCAAAAUCCACGCACCACUGGGAAUUUUUACAACUACAAAAACACAAAAAGGAAAAGUACCAAAAGGACACUAGCAGCAAUAUUUCCUCCCGUCGUUCAUCAGUGUGACUUGAAAUCAAAGUGAGGGAAGGACAAACGAGACCUUCCUGAACGAGGAGACGUUAGCCGCUAGCUUAUAGCAACCACACACACGCACAAAAAAAAAAUCACUUCUGAUUUUCAUCCAAAGAAGUAAGAAGAAGGUUUUUUUUUUUGUUAAAAGGAACAGCGCAUUUUUAUU
Syngnathoides biaculeatus (alligator pipefish) is the source of this 1899-nucleotide messenger RNA. RefSeq names its product torsin family 4, member Aa (gene tor4aa). Gene Ontology annotation, biological process: negative regulation of apoptotic process. The record is from RefSeq and is a predicted model, not a curated record. Bases 214 to 1479 code for a protein of 421 amino acids. NCBI's taxonomy places the organism in Eukaryota, Metazoa, Chordata, Actinopteri, Syngnathiformes, Syngnathidae. The transcript is spliced from 3 exons. Gene Ontology annotation, molecular function: ATP hydrolysis activity; ATP binding. Gene Ontology annotation, cellular component: endoplasmic reticulum lumen; nuclear envelope.